This is a messenger RNA of Prorocentrum cordatum, 565 nucleotides long. Lineage: Eukaryota; Dinophyceae; Prorocentrales; Prorocentraceae. The record is from the annotation of a GenBank genome assembly.
GCGAGCUCCCCCGCCCCGGCGCGCGCGCGCGCUGCGCCGCGCGGCGGGCGGCCCCGCCCGGGUUGCAGCCGCCAUGACUGGCGGGAAGCGGCCUCGCGGGCCCCCGCGCGCCCGCCCCUCGCCGACCGCGGCGGCGCUGCUGCCGGCGGCGCUGCUGGCGCUGGCCUUGGCGCUGGGAGGCGCCGCCGUCGCCUUCGCCUGGCCGCGGCCCGCCAGCCGCGGCCCCCGCGGCGCGCAGCGGCGGACCCCCCGCGACGCGCCGCGGGCCGCGGGCGACAGCGGUGCAGCCAGGCUGCCGCUGGGCGAGGCCGCCAUUCGGGAGAGGCUGACGCAGCGGCUGAUGGAGACCACCUCGGCCAAGGACCUGUUCCGCAUUGUGGAAGAGAAUGCGCACGACAUGAAAGGGACGCAGGUUGCGAAGGCGCUCAACAGUCUCGCGAAGGCGAAUGCCGACACCGCCGACCCGCGCUUCGGCCUGCUUUUGCGCAGAUCCUGGGACCUGCUAGACUCCUGGAACACCUUCGCGCUGUCCAGCGCGCUCACGGCAUUGGCGAAGGUGCCACCA